This is a messenger RNA of Drosophila ficusphila, 1477 nucleotides long. RefSeq names its product lysozyme A/C-like. The transcript has a single exon. The record is from RefSeq and is a predicted model, not a curated record. Bases 501 to 905 code for a protein of 134 amino acids. Lineage: Eukaryota; Metazoa; Arthropoda; Insecta; Diptera; Drosophilidae.
AUCCAAUCCUAUAGCGGCCAGCUUUGGUCAGCCGUAGAUAUAUAGCAUACUUUUAAGCUGCAGCCAAGUCAAAGAAAGUGAUGGCACUAAAAAAGUGUUGCUUUCAUUUAUGCGGAGACUUUAUUUGUUGCAACAAAUAAAAUAAGAUAUUCUUAAGCUGCCAAUUUCAUCCAGAAAAUUUCUUGCUUGGAUAUUACUGAAUUCAAUUGGCUUUAUUUGAAUAUUAAUAUCAUUAAAUCUUUAAAUUCUUAGACAGCGAACCCACGGUUUAUAUUGCAAAUUUUCCAUUUAAUUUUUAACCGUCCCUGGUUUAAUACUCUGAUAUGGAGCAACAUAUAUUUCUUGAUUAUUCCCAGAGGAAUAAAGAUGCCCGUAGGCAAUUGGAAGUCUUCAGUCAAUUCUAGAAAUCUGUGGAGCCAAGAUCAAUCUCUCGUAUCAGUUUAGCAGCUAUAAAAGCAAGAAGCCUUAUCUCCCUUGGGUUUUUUCGAUCAAGCGAAAGUAUGAAGUCGUUCAUCGUUCUAGUGGCAUUAGCCUUCGCCACUCCCGCAUUCAAUCGCAUCAUGAACCGCUGCUCCUUGGCUCGGGAAAUGGACGAUCUGGAUGUUCCCCGUGAUCAGUUGGACAAGUGGACUUGCAUAGCCAACUCAUCAUCGUUCUACAAUACCAAUUAUAGGAAAAAAACGGACUACGGAAUCUUCCACAUAUCUGAAAUAUAUUGGUGCAGAAAUCAAACUGGUGGAAAAUCGGACAACCUUUGCAGCGUUAAUUGUGAGGAGUUGUUGACCGACGAUAUCACCAAGUCCGUGAGAUGUGCCCAGAAGAUCCUCGAAAUUCAGGGAUGGUCCGCCUGGUUUCCCUGGGCCGGCUGCAAUCUCUCUCUGCCAACCAUAGAUGAUUGCUUUUAGGGCUUGAGAUAUAUAAGUUCCAAUAAAGAUAUUUGGUUCAAGGCUCCAAAAAAAUUUAAUUAUUCCCUUCGGCACUUUAGUCUUUAAUAGGAGAAUAUUUGUCCAUAAAAUUGGGAUGCUAAAAAACAAAAAAAUUACAAAUCCCAAUAAAAAUACUUGGAUCAAUUCCCAUGAGGCAAAAAUGGGAUGCUAAAAAACAAAAAUAUACAAAUCCCUAUAAAAAUAUUUGGCCAAUUCCCUUGAGGCUUUGGCUUCCACAUUUUUCAGUAAAAACUCGAUAAUGAUGGCGCUCCGAGGAAUUGAUAAUUUCCCUCAGGAACUUUCGUCUCUUAUAAUGGAGUGUUUGCUCAUCUAAAUGGGUUCAAAAAAAAAAAAAACAAAAAAAACAAAUCACCAAUAAACAUAUUUGGAUCAAUUCUAAUGCGGCCUUGCGGGCUGCCACAUUUUUCUGUGUAAUCACCGAUUGAGGUCGAGUUCCAAGGAAUUGAAGACUCCCUCGGGCGCUUCAAUAAUUCCGAGGUGUGCAGUUGCUACUGUGGCUGUGGCUCUUAUAAAGACCCCCUCUAUAUUAU